AUGGCUACUACCAUCAAUCGUUUGGAUUCCCAGAACCAAGGUAAAUUGCCGUCUCAGCCUGAAUUAAAUCCGAAGAACGUGAGCGCAAUGACCCUAAGGAGCGGGAAGGAAGUUCAGGGGCCCGAGCCUGUGACUCCUAAGGACAAGGACGAGGAACGAAUCGAGAAAGAGUUGGAAGAGGAGGGCGGAGACACCAAAAAUCCAAAGGUAACCUCGGAUCCAAUCAUUGCAGUUAGGAGUAAUCCACCUCCCUUUCCUAGCAGGUUAGAAAAACCAAAGAAGCAGGACAAGGAGAAAGAAGUCCUGGAGAUCUUUCGCAAGGUGAAGAUCAACAUUCCCCUACUGGAUGCGAUCAAGCAAGUACCCAGAUACGUAAAAUUUUUGAGGGACUUGUGUGUCAACCGAAGGCGGUUGAAGGGAGAUGAGACAGUGGUAGUGGGGGAAAAUGUGUCAGCAAUCCUGCAACGAAAGCUUCCACCGAAAUGCGGGGACCCAGGUAUGUUCACUAUUCCUUGUAGAAUAGGCAAUACCUUGAUUGGAAAGGCUAUGUUAGAUUUAGGAGUCUCAAUUAAUGUCAUGCCGAAAUCUAUAUAUGCUUCUUUGAAAUUAGGACCUCUGAAAGACACUGGAAUAAUAAUCCAACUGGCUGACCGAACCAAUGCAUACCCUGACGAAUUGAUUGAGGAUGUUUUAGUAAAAAUUAAUGAAUUGGUUUUUCCUGCUGAUUUUUACGUGUUUGAUAUGGAUGAUGAACACUCCCACGACCCAUCACCUUUAUUGUUAGGAAGACCCUUCUUGAGCACAGCUCGAACUAAAAUUGAUGUAAAUAAGGGCACCCUAUCUAUGGAAUUUGAUGGUGAGAUUGUUCAUUUUAAUAUUUUCGAGUCCAUGAAAUAUCCUUCAGAAUUACAUGCUGGCUCUGUUUUCUCUAUAAAUAUUAUUGACCCUGCUGUACGAGAAGUUUUUGAAAUUGAAGACAGUGAUGAGUUGGAAGUCGCCUUGACCAGGCACUUCGAGUCAGAUAUGGCGUCUGGAGUAGAGUUGAGUGAAGAGUUCAAAUGUGUGAUUGGAGCGUUGCAAACGUUGCCAACCACAAAAAUAAGGUAUGGUCUCGCACCCAUUUUUACACCUGAAUCUUACCAAAGGUUACUUCCAUCUGUGGUGCAGGCACCUGUGUUGGAGUUGAAACCGCUGCCGAAACACCUUAAGUAUGCAUACUUGGGUGAGGGGGAGACACUCCCGGUAAUCAUCUCCGCGAGUUUAUCAAAAGUACAAGAAGACAAAUUGAUUCGAGUUUUGAGAAACCAUAAGCAGGCGAUAGGAUGGACCAUCGCCGAUAUCAAAGGAAUUAGCCCCGCGAUAGUCCCUGGGUGA
This is a messenger RNA of Coffea arabica (coffee), 1374 nucleotides long. The record is from RefSeq and is a predicted model, not a curated record. NCBI's taxonomy places the organism in Eukaryota, Viridiplantae, Streptophyta, Magnoliopsida, Gentianales, Rubiaceae.